GAAGUCAGCUGCUUUGAGGGGAUGUCUCCUCUCCUUUACUAACCCCGCCCAGCUCUCCGGCUCAGCUUUACAAAAAGCAGCGAACGCACCGAACCUGACCGAUCUCCGACCUGAGCCGCCUGAACAGAAACGAUGGCGUUGACGAUACGAGUUGAAUACUGUGGCUCAUGAGGUUACGAACCCCGCUAUAAGGAUCUCGCCGCGGUUGUCAAGGCUGAGUUUCCUGAUGCGGAUGUGUCGAGCUUCGUGGGAAGAAGGGGCAGCUUUGAGAUCGUGGUCAAUGGGCAGCUAAUCUUCUCCAAAAUUGAGACUAGUGGCUUCCCGUAUGAGGAUGAUGUCAUGGGUGUGAUCCAGAAUGCCCAUGACGGCAAACCUAUUCAGAAGAUCACCAAGAGCCGCCCACCAUGUGUCAUCAUGUAAAACCUCCCUCUGCAGCACAGAGACAGGCCAGUGCCACUGCAAACUGCCAAUACCACCUCUGGCUUAGCCCAACCUAAACCAUAAAACGCUGUUUAGAACAAACUCCACAGAAAUGCACUAUGGCUGCUGGCUACAUUCUCUGAUGCUGAUCAGCGAACUCUGAUCUGACUUUUGUCUCCCCUCUCUGUUCCUGUUGCUGUGCUCCAGGCUGUUAAUGAUUACCAUGGCCUCACCUAUUAAGGGUUAUGGUUUGAUGAACCCAUUCCUGGUAGUGCUUUCUUUUAUAGGAACAGAGACAGGGAAAUGAAGAGUUGGAGAGAGCUCACAUUUAUUUGACCACAGCCUUAUUGCCUAAUAUACUCAAACUGCCUAUUCUUUUAUUUCUAUUUUUAUUUUUUCUUAAGUCUUCAUUGAUCUCACAUGCAAGUAACCAUUUUCAGUGAAUGCAAGUACAGUACAAAGUAGCUGCACUUAAUAUUUAAGCAUAAAGGGAGACUGUCUCAGUCACUGCAUCACUCGAUGAGGACUAUCUGUUAAUGAGAGUUGAAAAUGAUUUCAGAUCAGUUUACUGUACAGGUUGUGAAUAGAGAAGCAACGUCAAUUUGAUGUGAAACAGCAACGUUAAUCUUACAGGUUUUUUUAUCUUAACAAAUUGGACGAUCAGACAUUCCAAUCCUCACCUGUAGUGCUGCCACUGGUUGGCCGUUUUUUUUUUUUUUAAGUUGAGCUCUUGUUUAUUGAACAUGGUCAGGUAAUCAAGCAAUCAUCUGCAGUGAUUCUGAAGACCACCACCCACUGGUCUGUCAGAUCAUACUAAGAUGUCUGCUGGUUUUCCACAAAUCUUCCUCCUCUGAUGUCUAAACUGUACAAUUUCAAUAAAGGUAAUGGUUGUUUCUCUA
This is a messenger RNA of Pleuronectes platessa (European plaice), 1319 nucleotides long. It is a transcript of the gene mien1, whose product is annotated as selenoprotein W, 2a. Gene Ontology annotation, biological process: positive regulation of filopodium assembly; negative regulation of apoptotic process. The transcript has 4 exons. The record is from RefSeq and is a predicted model, not a curated record. Lineage: Eukaryota; Metazoa; Chordata; Actinopteri; Pleuronectiformes; Pleuronectidae.